This is a messenger RNA of Leptopilina boulardi, 2578 nucleotides long. RefSeq names its product tetraspanin-33-like. The transcript is spliced from 5 exons. Lineage: Eukaryota; Metazoa; Arthropoda; Insecta; Hymenoptera; Figitidae. Gene Ontology annotation, biological process: protein localization to plasma membrane; protein maturation. Gene Ontology annotation, cellular component: membrane. Bases 340 to 1176 code for a protein of 278 amino acids. The record is from RefSeq and is a predicted model, not a curated record.
GGAAUCUUUGACAUUCGCAACAAUGGCGGUUCAUAAAGAAGCUGUAAAGAAUGUUAAAUUUUGAUUUUCUUUAUUAUUAGUUGCAAAUUUUUAUAUAUUGCAAUAUUUCUUUCUUUAAAAGUUUAAAUUUCAGUGUUAAAUUAUUUCAAGUGUAUGUUCAUUAUGUGGCGAGCAAAGAAACUGAACGUUUAUAAAAACUCUGUAAUUAAAUUUACAUAAAUGUGAGAAUUCAAUCCAAAUAAAUAAAGAAAAUUGGAGACACGUCAUCUUUUCAAGUGAUAUAGAUAAUCUUAAUAAGAUUUAUUUUUGUGAUAUUAUUAAUUUGAACAAUAAAAAAAAAUGCAUAAUCGAAGGCGAGUGCAUAAUUUCACUUAUGUCAGUUCGUGUGUAAAGUACAUGAUCUUUCUUCUCAACUUUAUUAUCUGGUUAUUCGGAGGAUUGCUGAUUGGAGUUGGUCUCUAUGCAUUUGUCGAUAAAUGGCAAGCGACUGGAUCUGUGAGAGUGGAAAAUGUGUACGAUGUCGUAUUAAAUAUUUCUUUAGUGAUGGUGAUAGCGGGAGGAGUUGUUUUUAUUGUCAGUUUUGCUGGUUGUGUUGGAGCUUUACGUGAAAACACCUGUCUUCUAAAAUUCUACUCACUGUGUUUAUUGGUAUUCUUCCUUCUCGAAAUGGGUGUUGCAAUUGUUGGUUUUGUCUUUCCACAUACACUUCAAUCUCUACUCGAGGAAUCGUUUACUGAUAAAAUAAUUCAGUCCUAUCGUGAAGAUCCUGAUUUACAAAAUUUCAUUGAUUUUGGCCAACAGGAAUUCAAGUGUUGUGGUUUGAGUCAAGAGGGAUAUUUAGAUUGGGGAAAGAAUGAAUACUUCAAUUGUUCUAGUCCUAGUGUUGAACGAUGUGGCGUUCCAUUUUCUUGUUGUAUAAAUGCGACAGAUAUUUCGAGCGGUCUAGUGAAUAUCAUGUGUGGUUAUAAAGUGCAAAUGUAUCCGGUGUCAGAGGCUAGUAAAAAAGUGUGGACCAACGGUUGUAUUGAUAUUGUGCGAAGUUGGGCAGAGAGAAAUCUUUACACGAUAGCGGGAAUAGCAUUGGGCGUUGCAUUGAGCCAAUUGUUUGUUAUCUAUUUGGCGAAGACGCUCGAGGGACAAAUCGAACUUCAAAAAUCACGUUGGCAUUAUUCCUGAGGUUGACCGCAGGCCACCUACCGCUAUCAUGUAAGCUCCUCAAAUAGCAGGCAGGUGGCUAGCGGCCGAUCAAGAGGACAAAAUGCAGAGGCCAGUGUAAAUGCCCGAAUGGUGUUACUCGUCCUUUUCGCAAUUUCUCUUUAUGUGCUCUUCAUACUCUCACUGAUACGCCUUGUUCUCUAUUUUAAAAACUAUUUUCAUUUGUUUUUAAAUAAAAAUUGAUUUCUCGCAAAAGCACACAUACACACACACGAAGACAUAUAACAAUUAUAUUAUAAUGACAACAGGAAGAUGGAAAGGAAGACUUAUCGCCUUGUGAUUCUUAACAAAACUAUUCUCAUGUUCUCUGACAUUAAUAAUAUACAUAUUAUACAUAAAUAGUUAAACAAAGUCGCCUUCACGCGAAACAAUAUUGUGUGAUCUGAUAUUUUUAUGCUUUUCAUUUAUGCAAUGUAAUGAAUCUUUUAUGAUUCACGCCGAAAUAUUCGAAACUGAAACUUGGAAUUCAAUAUUUUUGGAUAGAUGAAAAAAAAAAAGAAAACAAAAGAUGAUGAAAGAAAGAAAAAAAAAACUAAUUUUUGUAUAAAUAAAAUGCCAGGAAUCUUUUUUCUGAAUCUCGUAACUAAUUAACACUGAAUAGUUCGAUUCAAAUCAUAUUUUAUUGUGGUUCUUCGUCUAUAUUACUUUCUGCGCUCUCAAAUCGUGAAAGGACAAAAAUAAUUAUUGACGAGAGAACCCUUUGCCAUUCAUUUCAUUUAAGAUUACUUAAUCUUUGUGAUUUUUAUAAUAAUAUUAAAGAGUCUUUGCUCUUUUUCUUUUUUUUAAUGAAUAUUAAGUAAAUUUUAUUAUUAUUAUUAUUAUUAUAUAUAUAUAUAUAUAUAGAUUAGAAUAAAAAAUAGUAUUCCUUAUUAAUGAAUAUUUUGAGAUUUGAGAGAUUAUAAUAAUUAUUGCCGUUUUAGAUUUUUUUUUCGAAAAAACUGUUAGCUGUCCAUUUUUAUGCAUUUGUGGAUAAUUUUAAUUGUCUAUAGUGAAUGACAUUUAUAUUUGUUUAAUUUAAGUAUUUUGAAUAUUUGAAAAUAUUUGCAAUUUUUUUUUUCGAUAACGCACAGGAAAUUGCGCACAUAAAUUAAAUUGGACAAUUUGAAAAUUUACAAAUUUUAUGAGUAAAUUAUCAAAACAUACAAAACCUGUCAUUUAAAUAAGAGCCCUGUGCCAAAAUCCCGUGCACAAUCAUAUAUAAUGUAUAGUAUAUAUUUCAUUUUAUUUGUCCAUUAAUAAAUCUGACAAUAAAACUUGCGUGAAUGUAUGAAUUUUUUUUUUUUUUUGUAAAAUGCAUGCAUUGUAUUUUUUAUUAAUGGUAAAAUUGUAAUAACAGUAUUUGAAAUAAUUCUAUAAUUAUUAA